ACAAACACAUCUCACACCAUCUGUCAACGACACUUACAACUUGCAUUUAAACAACUUAUCCUUACCUACUCACGAAUUAAUCAUGCCUCUCUUUGGACACAAGGACAAGAACGUUGACCACAACGUUAACAAUAACACGACCACCGGUCGUAACGACUUCCCCAACAACAGCGCUGGCGUUGCUGGUGUCGGUGCCGGUCAAAGACAUCAUGAUAGACACAAUGCCGGUCAUGACACCCAGGGCGGUAUGAACCCACAGCAACAAGGAUUCGGCGGCACGGGUGCUCAGGGUGCACAGGGUGGCUACACUCAAGGUGCCGAUCCAUACUCCAAUACCGCGGGUUACAACGACCCUUCUAUCCCACCUGCGAACCAGAUCAACACCGGUCAACACGGUGGUGGUGGGGCUCGCAUGGCAGGAAAGAAAGAACAGGAGGCUGAGUCUUACAAGCAGCAGAGCGCUGAGAUCGGUGAAGCGGAGCGUCUUGAGAAAGAAGCACUGCUACGUCGCGAACGUGCUGUUCAACAUGGUGCGGAUCCUCGUAACAAGGCACUUGGUGGCGGUGCGCAGGGUCAGAACUUCGGUAAUAACUUCGACAAUAACGCAACCGGCGGAACUGGUCCAACUGGUGGUCAGGGUCUUGCUGGGCAGCGGGCGUUGUGAAUACAGCACGUAUCAACAUGGAACUAUGAGAAGCAUACCUUGUAUUGUUAGUGUAGUUGUACGACGAUAGUCGGUUGCAUCAUC
Somion occarium is the source of this 748-nucleotide messenger RNA. NCBI's taxonomy places the organism in Eukaryota, Fungi, Basidiomycota, Agaricomycetes, Polyporales, Cerrenaceae. The record is from the annotation of a GenBank genome assembly.